Molecule: messenger RNA, 252 nt
Organism: Miscanthus lutarioriparius
Lineage: Eukaryota; Viridiplantae; Streptophyta; Magnoliopsida; Poales; Poaceae
Source: the annotation of a GenBank genome assembly
AUGCGGGUGUGCGUCACGCUCAAGAUGAAGGGCGUGGCGUAUGAGUUCCUGCAGGAGGAGCCGGGCAAGAAGAGCCAGCUGCUCCUCGCGUCCAACCCCGUGCACAAGCAGAUCCCCGUGCUCCUCCAUGGCGGGAGGCCGGUCUGCGAGUUGCUCGUCAUCUUGCAGUACAUCGACAAGGCCUUCGCCAGCGCCAGGUCAUGGUUCCUCCCCGCCGACCCUACGACCACGCCGUCCACCGCUUCUGGCUGA